Messenger RNA from Centruroides sculpturatus (bark scorpion), 1970 nucleotides. RefSeq names its product zinc transporter foi-like. Gene Ontology annotation, biological process: intracellular zinc ion homeostasis; zinc ion import across plasma membrane. The record is from RefSeq and is a predicted model, not a curated record. NCBI's taxonomy places the organism in Eukaryota, Metazoa, Arthropoda, Arachnida, Scorpiones, Buthidae. The coding region runs from base 363 to 743 and encodes 126 amino acids. Gene Ontology annotation, molecular function: zinc ion transmembrane transporter activity. The transcript has 2 exons. Gene Ontology annotation, cellular component: membrane.
AAAAAAUUAGUUUGAAUUUUUAACAAUAAUUUGUUAAUUUAAUCAAUUUUGAUUAGGCUAUUUAUUGCAUUGAACAUCAGAUCCCAUACAUUUGAACAAUUUAGUACUUUUAAUUGAAUGUUCUAUGUAAAAUGUUUACUGAUAAUUUUUUAAAAUCACUUUCUCUCAUUUUUUUUUGGUUAUAUACACAAUUUCUACUUGGAUACAUGAUAUUCAGCACUAUCUAUCCUAUUAAAAUAUUUAAAAUUCUUUGAUGGUGUAAUAAACCAAAUAAUUUACCAAAUAAAUCUCUCAAAUACUAUUUUUUUAUUAAAUAUAGAUAUUUUUUCUAAUUUAUCAGACUGAUUACUGAUGAUUUACGAAUGUUCUUAUUUAUAAUUUCAUUUAAGUGUGGAAUACUUAUUUUAGGUGAUUUUGCUAUGUUACUGAAAGCUGGAAUGACAGUAAAACAAGCUUUGUUAUAUAAUGGACUAUCUUCCAUUCUUUGUUUUGUUGGAAUGUUAAUAGGAGUUGCUUUAGGUAAUGUACAGUCUGCAACAUUAUGGGUUUUUGCUGGAGCUGCAGGCAUGUUUUUGUAUAUAGCCCUUGUUGACAUGCUGCCAGAAUUAGGAUCCAGUCCAACUCAUCCUGGUUCCAACAGUACUUAUCUCUUAGCGGUUCAGUUGACAGGCAUUUCUUUGGGUAUUGUGAUCAUGCUGAUUAUAGCAAUUUAUGAACACGAUCUGCAGCACAUAGUAAAUUGACUGGCGCCGAAACUUUUAUCCAACAAUGACCGAAGUCUAGAAAGCAUUUAUUUAUGCUACUGCCAUAAUUUCCAAUUGGAAAUAUCUUUUAUAUCUUAACCUGCUUAUUAAUGAAUGUGCAAUAUUAUUAAGUCCAUUCUUUGGUGCUUCCAGAAGUUUAUUUAGUUUGAAUCUUUAGUUGGCAAUGGACAAGUUUAUCUGAUUAAAUACAUUAGCGAUCACUUUAACCAGAGUGCCAGAAUGAUGUUUAAAAGGCAGGGUCUUGUUGCUGCAAUGCAUCUUUUCACAUGGAACAAAUUGUAUUGAUUAUAGCCAAAGAAACAGAUGAUAAUGACUAUCAACUAUUUUUUCAACAGAGAUCCAACAAAUAAUUAACAGUUUUAUGAUGUUUUUGUGUGCAAUUUCUUCAAUAUAAACUAAGGAUGCAGACUUCCUUCCCUCGUGAUUUAAAAUGAAAAUUUCAUUAAUUUUAUUAUAAUAGCAGAACAUUACUUUCUUACAUGUGGUGGAUCCAAUUUCUAAAUAAUUAAGAAAAAGAAAACCUAAAUUAUACAGUGAUACCUCUGUUUUCAUUGAUAAUCCAUCUGAAAAUACUAAAAACAAUACAAAAUUGCUGAAAUAGGCUGCUUUUAUAUUAAUGUUAAUGGAAAUCAUUGAAAAAUACAAGUGUAACUUCUUCAACUUUGAUCAUGUUCCUGGCCUUCUUUGAGGGCUGAGGGCUGAGGGCUCCGGAAACUUUCUUUAGUCCUAUGCUGGAGCAAAAAGCAAAGGAAAGCGAUGAAAUUGUUUAGCUAGAGGUGCAGGGUAAUAAUGCUCACACAACGAGCAGGAAAUGCGUGGGUCACCCUUUGUUUUUGCAAAAUUUGUAGUGAGGUCAUGAGGGCAUGCCAAUGAAAACUGAGAUAAAUUUUUCGCAAAAAAAUUGAGACAGACAGAGGUAUUACUGUAUUUCAUGCAAUCUUAUCAUUCUCAUAUGAUCCCAUUUUUCGAUAAAACUGUGAUAACAAAGUGUCUGCAAAUUAGCAUUUCAAGCACUUUUCUUAAAUAUAUAUAUAUACACAAUUCUUUUGUGUGUUGGAAGUGCUUUGUUUGGAUUCAAACAUGCUCAAUAUUUUUCUGCAGAUCUGACCUCAAAUUAUUGUUACUGUUAUUUAUUUUUUAGCAUAUGUUUAUUUAAAAUAUGAAAUUUUAAUUGUCAAUAGAUAAUUACUAAGUUUUAAAAUAUUU